AUGGCGAACAAAGAUGUUGACAUGGUAGAUGCAGCUGUCAGGGCUCCAGACUCAAACGGCUACGCGCAGCUGCUGCAAACAAAUCACAGCGACGCGUUCGCGUUCUCCGAGACCGAGGAGCUAGCCCUGCAGCUUUACGAUCAACUCAGGGAACUUGAGUUGCAACAGAGCCUCAUUCAGGCGCAACAAGCAGGCAUGUCUCAUCCUGCAGCCUCACUGCAACACGAAGCCAUGGAGGCAAAGGCAGAGUACGACAUCAGGAACAAGAUAACAGACAACGUCUUGGUCAUGGAUCCUGUUCUCAAGGCCGUUCAUGGUGGCGAACAAACGCCCUUUGGUGAAAAACGCAUACUGCCGCUGAUUGCGGAGAACGACACCGUCUCAAUGGUCCAUGGCCUUGAGACAUCAAAGCUUGCUGCGGUUACGCGCACCCUGAGUGUUGCAGAACAGGGCAACAUUGCCGCGAAGCAGAAGAACCGCGAGUUGGCGCAGACGAUGCUUGCUUUGGCAGAGGAAAUGAAGAAGCAGUCAGCACAGGACAUACAAGAUGCACAAUUACGUCAGCGAGUCGAUGCCGUGGAGAAGGAGGUCAAGGAGUCGCGGCGGAGGGUUUCGACGCUCAAAGGCAUCUUGUCAGCAAUGGUGGUCGGCAGCGGCAUCAAUUGGGCUGCAGACGAGGCUUUGACCGAGCUGGUCAUGGAUGACGAAGAGUGA
Molecule: messenger RNA, 714 nt
Organism: Pyrenophora tritici-repentis Pt-1C-BFP
Lineage: Eukaryota; Fungi; Ascomycota; Dothideomycetes; Pleosporales; Pleosporaceae
Source: RefSeq, a predicted model, not a curated record